This is a messenger RNA of Prunus armeniaca (apricot), 240 nucleotides long. The record is from the annotation of a GenBank genome assembly. NCBI's taxonomy places the organism in Eukaryota, Viridiplantae, Streptophyta, Magnoliopsida, Rosales, Rosaceae.
AUGCCAGGCCUUGAUCCAAAAGUUGCAAUCCAUCACCUUGCAGUCAAACCUGGAACGUGUCCAAUCAAACAAACUCAACGUCGCUUCCGUCCAGAGCUCCUAAGUCAAAUCGAAGCUGAAGUCGACAAGUUGAUCGCCACUGGAUUUAUUAGGAAGGUGAAAUACCCGACGUGGAUAGCGAACAUUGUUCCAGUGAAGAAGAAAAUCAUUGGACAAAUUUGUAUUUGUGUUGACUUCUGA